Molecule: messenger RNA, 2072 nt
Organism: Limulus polyphemus (Atlantic horseshoe crab)
Lineage: Eukaryota; Metazoa; Arthropoda; Merostomata; Xiphosura; Limulidae
Product: coatomer subunit beta-like
Exons: 10
Coding region: 634-1464 (276 amino acids)
Biological process (GO): endoplasmic reticulum to Golgi vesicle-mediated transport; intracellular protein transport; intra-Golgi vesicle-mediated transport
Cellular component (GO): COPI vesicle coat; cytoplasm
Molecular function (GO): structural molecule activity
Source: RefSeq, a predicted model, not a curated record
UAUUUGAAUAGCGUAGAAAUGACGCUAGAUCGGUUCUUUUUGAAAUGAAAUAAGUGUUUGUUUAUUAUUCACGUAAGGUUAUAAAAGCAAUUGCUUGUUGCAGGUGGUAAUCUAGGUCACUUUAUCGCCAGUGUCACUCUUUGUAAUUUAUAUUAUUAUUAACUAAUUAACUCUGUAUUUACAGUAUUUUUUCUCUUACUGUAAUAUGUGUUUCUGCACACAAAAAAAUAAUAAUAAUUAAAGUUUAAGCUCUCUUUACAGUUUACUUGCUACACUACAUAGUAUCACUACUACUCCUAAUAGUAAUAUUGGCUUAUAACUUUCUGUUGGGGCUGGGGAAGGGCUUCCAAAUUAUGCCCACACAGGAUGAGAACAGAAGGAGUUAUUGCAUUUUGAAGUCAGACAAAGGGUCCAAGUGCAGUAUUCCAUAAUACAUGGAUUAGCCCCAUCUCUGACUAUUCCAAGUACGAUGCAUAAGGAAGAGAACCCUCUAUUCAUACAAAUCUAUGAAAGCAUCUAUGUCACACCUUGAGAUUGGCUUUUCCCACCUUAGGAAGAGAUCACAAACACAGGACCAAACUGAAGAAACAAUAGACAAAAUCCAAGCUUUGAAGAAGACUGACUAUUCAGCUAAUGCCAAAUGGAGAAAAAGUCUCAAACUUGCUAAUGACUAUUGUAUAUUUUGGGCUACAUCUUCAAAACCACACCAUUACAAAACUACUACUGAUUUUUUGGGAAAUAGUACCCAAAUCAACCCUUGAUGGAAAAUUGCUACAGGAAAUGAUUCUUUCAUGUGAUGCAAAUAGCAAGGACCUUCAAUAUUGUAAUGGAUUCAUCAGAGGCUCAACACUAUGUAGUGGCAUUCCAUAUAUCAAGAGUGAGCCUCGUGUUACCUCAGUUCCUGUUUGCUCAGUUGGAGACAACCUUCAGUUAAUUACUGUGGAGCUUAUCUACAAUGUCUGUCAUGCCAACUCUGCUGAGACAUCCCGUUUUGUCAAAUGUACUUAUGACCUGUUGAAACCAAGCAUUGCAGCUCUAUGGUAUGAAGCAGCAGGGACUCUAAUCAUUCAUUCCAGAGCUCCAAGAGCUAUGGAGGAAUUGAUAAUGGACAUUCUUUUAAUACUUGCUGUUUCUGACUUAGAAGUUAGAUGUAAAACUCUAAAUUUAGCUCUACAGUCAGUGUCUUACAAGAAUGAUGAAGAGCAUUUUGUAGCAAAAUGUAUGCUGAUACUGACUUCAGUACUUCAUCUUGGAAAAUCUGGACUGUCAGAAAAGAAUGUUUUUGAGCUGAGUAUAUCCCAAGCUAUGGAUGUUGUGAAGAAGGAGCACCUUGUUGACCUGUCAUCUAAAGUGAGCAAAGUAACUCAGCUGACAGGAUUCUCUGAUCCUGUGAAUGCAGAAGGUUAUCUUCAUGUUAACCAAUACAAUAUUGUUCUAGAUGUUCUCAUACUUAAUCAAACUUAAGACAAACUUCAGAACUGUACAGAGCUAGCUACGUUAGAUCUCUCUUUCACUUGGAUCAGACCAGUUGCAUUGGUGUGAAUAAUCAGUGUGUGAACCCAAAGCAUGCUAAAUGUGAGUUUGAAACCUACUGUUAUAUUUUAGAUCUCUCUCUUUCACUUGGAUCAGUAUAUUAACUUAUCAUGAAAGGACCAUGUCACUACCAUCUUCAUAGGUCUCUAAGUUAGUGUUAUAUUGUUAUACAGUUUAUAUUGUAGAAAGCUUUCUCAAGUUACACAAAAAUAGAAUAUAGAAAGUAAUUUCAAUUAAGAAGGUAUAAGCUAAACAGCUAAGCUGUGACUAGCCAGCCAAUUGUUUAUUUAGUCAGUCAUCUUAAAAUUUCGAUUGAAUUCGUCAAAAAUUUAAUUACUUAAUUUAAGAGAAUAAAGCAAAAACCAGCUCAUGAAUAUCACAAAAUUUUGGCUAGACUAUAAAGCUUCACAAGGCCUGACAUGGCCAGGUGGUUAGGGCGCAUGACUCGCUAUCUGAUGGUAUGGGAUUUGAUUCCCUGCCCCACCAAACAUGCUGUGGGGACAUUAUAAUGUGAUAGUCAAUGGCACUAUUCAUUGGUA